This is a messenger RNA of Symbiodinium pilosum, 2055 nucleotides long. The record is from the annotation of a GenBank genome assembly. NCBI's taxonomy places the organism in Eukaryota, Dinophyceae, Suessiales, Symbiodiniaceae.
AUGCCGCAGGACUGUGCAGAACCGGUCAAUGAAAUAGUCCGAGAGAAUUGCAGAAUUGGACACCCAGCCAACGAGUGGGACAUCAAUGCAGCAGGUUCCAGCUUGAUCCAGGGCUUUGCUACUCAGAGUAGCUAUGCUGUUGGUGAGGAGGUGCUGUUCAAGGUCAAGACCACGUCUCGACAGUAUCGCUUUGAUAUAUACCGCCUUGGAUGGUAUAAUGGGUUGGGGGCGCGCCGCGUUACCACCCUCGAGCCCUCUGCCAACCUUCCACAGGAGCAGCCGGAAUGUUACAAGGAUGAUGCAACAUUUUUGGUGGAUUGUGGGAACUGGGCGGUGAGCGGGACAUGGUCUAUCCCGCACGACUCCGUGCCUGGCAUCUACUUCGCGCGGCUUGUCAUGGAAGACCCACCAUCACAUUGGCGCACAGAUGCCAGCGAGAUAAUGCCAAGUCCGAAAUUUGCAAAUCGAAAUUGGGACUAUCGUGAAAUGCCUCCUUGCGGCAUGGAAGACUGCCCCAGUAUGGCACAUGCCUAUGGAGCGCAGCGACACCGAUCUGGUCAGAUGCUGCGCAACGCAUUGAAGGAGCCUCACGCAUCGCAUGUUUACUUCGUGGUUCGUCAAGAUGCGCGGAAGACGGAUAUCUUGCUUCAAACCAUCGACACGACUUGGCGAGCGUACAAUAAUUAUGCUGCACCCUCCACGUAUGGUGUCCUUCCACUACCGCGACACAAUAUGAGUAUGCCAGAAUCGUGGCAAAAUCGGAGGGCCUACAAAGUUUCCUACAACGCACCUCUGGUGACCCGGGAUACCCGUGCUGUCAAUACGCUCUUCAACGCUGAGCUGCCUGCUGUCCGAUGGCUGGAACGCAGGGGCUACGACAUCCAAUACUGGACUGGGGUGGAUGCACAUGCUCGUGGUGGGGAGAUCCCCAAACGGGCCCGAGUGUAUGUAUCUGUAGGUCAUGAUGAGUACUGGUCUGGGGAGCAGAGGCGUCAUGUGGAAGCCGCACGAGAUGCAGGUGUUCAUCUUCAUUUCUGGAGCGGCAAUGAAGUCUACUGGAAAGUUCGCUGGGAAGCGUCUCCCGUCACUGGUGAACCUAUGAGAACCAUGGUGGUGUACAAGGAAUCACAAGAAUCCUUCAAGAUAGAUCCGGAGAAGGGGCAGUGGACAGGAACCUUCCGAGACAGCAAGAGCUUCAACCCGGAAGGUGCCAAUCCUGAGAAUUCCUUGACGGGAACCAUCUUUACCGUCAACGCAUGGCGCCAUGAUGCGCUGGAAAUCCCCGGCGCCUAUGCCAAGCUGCGAGUUUGGCGCCAUACUGAUGUGGCCUCGCUCAACUUGACCCAGAAGGCGGUGCUCUUGAAAGGGCUCUUGGGCCAUGAGUGGGAUGAGGAUUUGGACAAUGGCUUCCGGCCGGAAGGCAUGAUCCGCCUCAGCGAGACCAAGGUGGACAACGUGCAGGCAAUCGUGGAUCAUGGUGCCUGCUUUGACUCCGGCAGUGCCACACACCACUUAACUUUGUACAAAGCCAAGAGCGGUGCCCUGGUGUUCGGUGCAGGCACAGUGCAGUGGGCUUGGGGCCUCGACAACUUCCAUGAUGCUGUCACGGGCAUGAACAAUAUGUGGGAAAGCGAGUACAACACUCGCAUAGGCGUGGAUCCCUCCGGUCCUGAUCCAGCAGUUCAACAGGCCACCUUGAACCUAUUUGCAGAUAUGGGCGUGCACGCCCCGAUCUUGGGGGAGAGCCUGGUGCGCCCCUCUGAGUCUACAGACCAGGAUCCGCCGGUUGUCUCAUCGGUCUCUUUGAUGACGCAGGACCAAAAACAACCUCGCGGCCUACUCGUUGUGCAGGGCAAGGAUGCAGCUGGGGAAGUGGCAGCUGUGGAGUGGUCCUCUGAUCGCAGACACUGGCACCCGAUGAAGCGGCAUCUUCUUGAGUCAAGUCGGUGGGUUCUGGACGUCCCAUCAGACGGAGGAGAUCUUUGGUUCCGCGCAGUUGAUGACUCCCUGAACAUCGGGAAGGAGCACCGCUGGAAGGCGACAGUGGAGCUGUAA